This is a messenger RNA of Pelobates fuscus (common spadefoot toad), 1089 nucleotides long. RefSeq names its product G protein-coupled receptor 82 (gene GPR82). Lineage: Eukaryota; Metazoa; Chordata; Amphibia; Anura; Pelobatidae. Bases 1 to 1089 code for a protein of 362 amino acids. The record is from RefSeq and is a predicted model, not a curated record. Gene Ontology annotation, biological process: G protein-coupled receptor signaling pathway. Gene Ontology annotation, cellular component: membrane. The transcript has a single exon. Gene Ontology annotation, molecular function: G protein-coupled receptor activity.
AUGUGGAAUAAUUCAUCAUGCCUCAAACCCGGAAGUAUUUCUACUAUUGGACUCCCUAUAAUCUACUCCGUGAUGUUUUUACCAAGUAUGAUUGGAAACCUUAUAACUCUGUGGAUAUUUAUAAGAUACAUAACCAAAAAAACCUCAACACACAUCUACCUAAUUAACUUGGCAAUCUCAAAUGUAAUGGUGUCAACCGGUAUGCCCUUCCAAAUUGCUUAUUACAUCAACGCAGACAACUGGUACUACACAUCUGCAAAAUGUAGCAUUGUUAUCACAGCUUCCAAUAUACUCACUCACAGCAGUAUGUGUGUGAGCAUUACCAUAUUUUGCUGGAUUGCCAUCAGUCGUUACGCCACAGUAGUAAGAAAUGUAGAAAUAAUGCCACAUACAGCACAGACCUCUUAUGAGAAAAUCCUCUUCGGAUAUAUUCUACAAUCAUUCCGCAACCCUAAAUUUGCUAAGUGGCUUUGCUCAUGUGUUUGGAUCGCCAUUUUAUGUCCAAAUGUUUUUUUCUCGUCAGUAUCCCUGGACAAAAAGUCUAAUAAACUUUGCUUUAAUGAAGAUGUUGAAAUUGGGAAGCCGCAUAUUCGAAUAGGGUCAAUGUUUGAAUCUGCUUGUUAUUUUAUUUUUAUUAUAUUAGUAUUAUUAUUUUAUUAUUUCUUUAUCAAGCACAUAGAAAAUUUACAAGCAAAUAGCAGUAUAGGUGAAAAGUAUUUAGUACACAGUACUGUACGAAGAAACAUUAUUGUAAUAAUCUUAUUACUGGUCAUCUGUUUUGCACCAUAUCAUUGCUGUAAGUUCCUUCUCUAUGGGCUUGGAACAAAAUGUCAACUACAAAGCAACUUAGUUGAAGCCAAAAAUAUGUUGCUAUGUCUGGCUGAAUUCAGGAGCUGCUCUGAUCCAAUUGUGUACUUGUGUUUAGAUGAGGUCUUUAAGAAAAAUAUGCAACAUCUUUUUGGUAAGGCUCCUGACAAUUCAACAAACUCAACACAAGCAAACAAACGAAACACAAUUCAAAUUUCAUUUACAAAUGCUACAGUGAAACAAAAUGCAGAAAUAUCACUAACAAAUGUAAUAGAUGAUUGA